UUACAAAUUUAUUUUAGCAAAUUUUCCUCUAUUAUGCAUAGAAUUGGUUAAAAAAGUAACAGAAAAUAGCAAUAACAUCAUUGUUUAUUGAAUACCUAACAAAAUAUUUGCUAGAAAACCUUAAAAAUAUAAGAAAUUAAGAAAAAUUCGAUGUUGAAAUAGCUAAUUUUCCGUUUUUCUGAAAAACGGUAAGAGAUCACCAAGAAAAAAGAUUCAGAUUCGAUUCAUAAUCUGAUUCGUAAUCUACGACCUCAAAAUAGGGUGUAUACCAAUUUUGGUGAAAAUCGGACUAUUUCCAGUUUUCCCAAUAAUUACCAAAAAAACACUGUACACUGUAAUAACUGUGUGAAACCACGGUGAAACUCAAGAUACAUAAACCAGGUGAAACUAUAAUAUUGGAAUUGACAAGUGAAUGAACUCUGCAACAAAGCUCUGCAAUGAAUGUAGAAAAAGAGUUUGAGAUUAAGGUUCUUUUACCAGGCUUUUCAAGACUAAACGGCAAUGUAAUGGAGGCAAAUUGUACUUGUACUUUAAUAAAAGGACCCCAAAAUAUUAUUAUUGAUACAAGAACUGCUUGGGAUGGAGCAGCUAUUGUAGAAUCUUUAAACAAUGUUGGUCUCUCCCCCAAUGAUAUUAAUUAUGUUAUUUGUACACAUGGCCAUUCUGACCAUGUUGGUUGCAAUUACCUUUUUACUAAAGCCAUCCAUAUUGUAGGAUUUAGCAUAUCAAAAGGGGAAACGUAUAUGUUAUCACCAGACUUUAGUAACGAAGAAGAAUAUGUAAUAAAUCAAAAUAUUAAAGUAAUUCCUACACCAGGUCACACGUUACAAGAUGUAUCUGUUAUAUUUAAAGAUAAAAAUAAUUUGGUGUAUGCCAUAGUAGGAGAUUUGUUCGAAAAUGAGAACGACUUACUGAAUGAAUUAAUAUGGAUAAAUGCAGGAAGCGAUAAUAUUGAAUUACAGAGGCAUAAUAGGCUAAAAAUUAUGGAUAUUGCGGACUACAUUAUACCAGGACAUGGAGCUAUGUUUCCAGUUAAUAAAUAAAAUCACAAAUUAAGUUUUGUAAUCGCCCAUUUUAAUCAUCUUUUACUACAUCUAAAUUUUAUAUAAACCAAAAACAUAACCAAACAGUUUUUAUAUGUCUUAAAGGAAAUAAAUAAUUUAUUAUUGGUACAUGAUUCUAUUUCUGUUAAAGGGAAGCAUUUCAACAGUGGAAUGUGUUAACCUACUAACUCCAUUUUUGACUUUAAUUAAAAAAAUACAUUUAGCGUGUAUUCUGUUGCUUACCUUGGUUAUGGUUUUAUGUUCCGUUUCUGUUUCUAUCGGUUUCCUGAAAGUUUUCUUAUUACGGAACACUGUUCCUGAAAAAUUCGGUUAUAACUGUCACCAAACUAACCAACGCGAGAAGGCUGGUUUUUCUGGUUUUGUUUGUCAAUCAGUCAUUUAUGUGACAGAAAUCAAGUAAAUAAUAGUUAUGAUAUGAUAAUAGUAUGUCUUUUAUCUAUGAAGUAAAUAUUGGAAGUUGGAGUGAAAUUCCCAUUUAAUUUCUAAAAUUUAUAAUAAUGUUUUGUAUUUACAUCCAAAAGCAAUGGAGGUAGGCAGUAAAGGUAAAUAAAUUUCAUUAACUAUAUAAAUAGAAUGACUUUUUAGGACCAUUUAAACUUAUCAU
Molecule: messenger RNA, 1668 nt
Organism: Sitophilus oryzae (rice weevil)
Lineage: Eukaryota; Metazoa; Arthropoda; Insecta; Coleoptera; Curculionidae
Product: metallo-beta-lactamase domain-containing protein 1
Exons: 1
Coding region: 438-1043 (201 amino acids)
Source: RefSeq, a predicted model, not a curated record